This is a messenger RNA of Balaenoptera ricei (Rice's whale), 3216 nucleotides long. RefSeq names its product NIPA like domain containing 4 (gene NIPAL4). Gene Ontology annotation, biological process: magnesium ion transport. Gene Ontology annotation, cellular component: membrane. The transcript has 6 exons. The record is from RefSeq and is a predicted model, not a curated record. The coding region runs from base 103 to 1317 and encodes 404 amino acids. Gene Ontology annotation, molecular function: magnesium ion transmembrane transporter activity. Lineage: Eukaryota; Metazoa; Chordata; Mammalia; Artiodactyla; Balaenopteridae.
CACCCCCGGGUCCGACCCCGGCUGCUCCUCGCACGCCGGCCACGCAGGGACAAAUCUCAGCCACCUGCUCCGGAGCCGGGGCGCCGGGGCACCGUCCGCCCCAUGGAGCUGCCGGCCAGCAACGCCAGCUGCGAGAACGGUUCCCUGAUCAGCCUGUACUGCUCCUCCCAACAAGUCCUGUGCCGGAUCGUCGGUGACCUCAGCCCCGAGGUGCCCAGCAGUGCCAUCUCCAACAGCUGGCAGGAGAGGUUCAGGCAGAACUACAGCUUCUACGUCGGCCUGGGGCUGGCCUUGCUGUCCAGCUUCCUCAUCGGCACCAGCGUCAUCCUCAAGAAGAAGGGCCUCCAGCGACUGGUGGCCUCUGGUGCCACGCGGGCUGUGGACGGAGGCUACGGCUACCUGAAGGACACAAUGUGGUGGGCUGGAUUUCUCACCAUGGCUGCCGGAGAAAUUGCCAACUUUGGGGCCUAUGCGUUUGCUCCUGCGACAGUCGUCACACCACUGGGAGCGCUGAGUAUCCUCAUAAGUGCGAUCCUUUCCUCAUAUUUCCUGGGAGAGAGUCUGAACCUGCUGGGGAAGCUGGGCUGUGCGGUCUGUGUGGCCGGCAGCACAGUGAUGGUGAUACACGCCCCCGAGGAAGAGAAGAUCACCACCGUCAUGGAGAUGGCUGCCAAAAUGAAAGACACAGGGUACAUCGUGUUUGCUGUGCUUCUGCUGGUGUCCUGCCUCAUCCUCAUCUUCAUCAUCGCCCCACGUUAUGGACAAAGGAAUAUCCUCAUCUACAUCGUCAUCUGCUCUGUGAUCGGGACCUUCUCCGUGUCCGCCGUCAAGGGUCUGGGCAUCACCAUUAAGAACCUCUUCCAGGGGCUGCCAGUUGUGCGGCACCCUCUCCCCUACAUCCUGUCCCUCGUGCUGGCACUUUCGCUCAGCACUCAGGUCAAUUUCCUCAACAAGGCGCUGGACAUCUUUAAUACCUCCCUGGUGUUCCCCAUCUACUACGUGUUCUUCACCUCGUUGGUGGUGACCUCCUCCAUCGUCCUCUUCAAGGAGUGGUACAGCAUGUCGGCCGUGGACAUAGCGGGCACCCUCUCUGGCUUUGUCACCAUCAUCCUGGGUGUGUUCAUGCUUCACUCUUUCAAAGACCUGGACAUCAGCCACACCAGCCUGCCCCACAUGCACAAAAACCCAACCCCCGCUCCCGCCCCAGAGCCCAGCAUUAUUAGACUUGAAGACAAGAAUGUUCUUGUGGACAAUAUAGAACUCUCCAGCACCCCAUCACCAGAAAAGAAGCCCGAAGUAUUCAUAAUCCAUUCGUAAAGCUUGGAAUACAUGAGUGAGAGGAUGAGCCCUGUGGUACAGCCUGACUGCUCAAUUUCAGAGCCACCUGGUUAUUUUCAACACAACUCCUCUUACCAGUGGCCUCUCUUUUCUUGAGACGUUCAUUUAUACCUCACUGCUGUUUCCGGGAGAAAAAUCCCUACCCAGUGAGCAGUGGCGGUAGAACCUCCUGGAAACACAGCCUCAGUGACCAAAUACCCUACUUCACAUUGGUGCCAGCAGGUCCCCUGGACCUCCCGUCCUACUUGUUUCCUCGGUGCCAUCUCUGUGUUGUUGGGAGGAAGAUAGGAUUUGAUCUGUUGAAUGUAGCACAAGCCAAGAACUUCCCUGAAAUGUUGGUCAUCAGGAAAUCCCUUGCACUGAUUCUCCUCCUGAGACUGAUUCACCGUUCCUGAGCCCGACUCACCGUUCCUGAGCCCAAGGCUGAAGUGCAGCUGGCCCUCCGAGGCCCAGAGAGCAACUCGCCACGCCUCCCAUCCAGAACCAACAGACACACAAUUAUUGUAAAAUGUCUUGUUGCAUUUGCCACCUCAACUUCGGAGACAGAGGCAAGACCUCAGCUGACCUGCUUACUGUGAAAGCCACCUGACGUCUCAGGGAAACACUUCCAUCAGCCCCAUUCCCGGAGCAGCCAGCCUGGAGGUCAGCAUCUGUUUCCAUCCACCCCACCCCUUCCCCACCCCGCCCUCUCUACAUACAUCCUACGGAGUCAGUCAUGGAGACAUUCAGGCAGUCAUCUAAGAACUCAAAACAACACAACAACAACAAAAGGUGCUUCCCAGCCAAGCUCUGCUGGCCAAGCCCAGUGUUUCAUUUUGCCUCACUCUCCAACGAGAACAGCGAUUGCACUGCUCUUAAAAGUAGCCUGGUUGUCGAGCAGAAUGCACUUUCCUUUUCCUCAAGGAGUAAACCAAAAUAUGAUUUGGGGAGAUGGGGAGACGAGUGAGGAGCAGUCAGGAAAGCAGACACAGGCUCUCUGGAAACCAGGGGCUAACUUUGGUGUUUACUCUGGUGGCGAACCAAGAACCCAGGUGGAAAAGGCCCUGGGUAACUUUUUUUUUUUUUUUUUGGACACACCACGCGGCAUGUGGGAUCUUAGUUCCCUGACCAGGGAUGGAACCCGCACCCCCUGAAGUGGAAGUGCAGAGUCUGAACCACUGGACCACCAGGGAAGUCCCCUCAGGGUAACUUCUGGGCUGAAGCCUUAGAGGCUUGGCCAGUGGGAUCAGCUCUGAACUUCCGUGACCAAGUCGGGGGUGUAAGGUCGGCACGGGGUGCAUUCUGCCUGUUGACCAGAUCGCCACCAAGUCCCCAGCUCCACUGACGAGCUGCCCACACUGGGAAGCAGUGUGUCACAACUGCUCCACCACCACCUGCUUUGGGGACUGCCUUUGGUCCCCUCACAUUUGACCAGAGGCAGUCAAAAAAACAAGAGCAGCUGGAGAGAGAUAUAAUUAAUAUCCCCUCCCUUCCUGUCUUCUCUCCAGCAGCAAGAAUGUGAGAGUUGAUACGAGGACCAUUGACAGGGAGGUAAGGGAGCCAGUGUAUCUGUAAAGGAGGAGGAAAGACCUGGCCCUCAGCCCUUGAGCUGGUGCAGAGCCUGCCCUGUGUAACUCCACACCCGUGCCUGUGUUUACGUCCUGUGCCCUAAGCAUAGCCAAGCCCAGGCCAAACUGUUGCUGGCCUUGGAGCUCCAAGGAACAGACUGGCUUCCUGCACCGCCAGCCUCAAAGCCACAGUUUUUAAUGAAUGUGGAUUUCUCUCUGUAACGAAAAUCAACGCAACAUGUUGGAUCUUGAGAAUGACCGUAAUCUGAAGGCCCUGAGAGCGUGGUCCGCAGGGUCAGGAAUAAAGACCUCUGAGUGUGUUUACUUGAUA